Messenger RNA from Theobroma cacao (cacao), 1215 nucleotides. Its product is annotated as peroxidase P7-like. Lineage: Eukaryota; Viridiplantae; Streptophyta; Magnoliopsida; Malvales; Malvaceae. The record is from RefSeq and is a predicted model, not a curated record. Gene Ontology annotation, biological process: hydrogen peroxide catabolic process; response to oxidative stress. Gene Ontology annotation, molecular function: heme binding; peroxidase activity.
AUCAAGCUAUAUUAGGCUGAAAGGUGCUAUUGCAAUUUGUAUAGUUUAAGAAGACAAAACCUUUUGGCUUUCUAAGGUCUUAUAAGAGUUCCAUGGCUUGCUAUUUCUUGUUAGUCCUGCUUAUCCUUACUGUUUCUGGUGCAUCAGUGGAAGCUCAUGGCAAACUCUCACCAAACUACUACAGGUCCACUUGCCCUGAAGUGUUGUCUAUUGUUAAAGAACGAGUAAGAGUUGCCAUAAAGAAGGAAGCUCGCAUGGGGGCAUCUUUGCUCCGGUUGCAUUUCCAUGACUGCUUUGUUAAUGGCUGCGAUGGAUCUUUAUUAUUGGAUGAUACUGCCACCUUUAUAGGGGAGAAGACUGCAGCACCUAACAAUAAUUCGGUCAGGGGAUUUUAUGUGGUUGAUGACAUUAAAGCUAAAGUAGAGAAAGCAUGCCCUGGAGUGGUAUCCUGUGCUGAUAUUCUUGCCAUUGCAGCGCGCGAUUCGACUGCCAUGCUAGGGGGUCCUUCAUGGGAAGUUAAGUUAGGGAGAAGGGAUUCUACAACUGCUAGCAGGGCUGCUGCAAACAACUCAAUUCCUGCACCCACUUUCAAUAUAAGUGGUCUCCUAUUGAGCUUCGCUGCUCAAGGACUCUCAUUGGAAGACUUGGUGGCUCUUUCAGGUUCACACACUAUUGGCCUGGCCAGGUGCACAUCAUUUCGGACACACAUCUACAAUGACUCGAACAUUGAUGCCUCAUUCGCCAAGUCCUUGCAACGCAAGUGCCCGAAAUCUGGAAAGGAUAAUGUGCAUCAACCCCUUGAUUUUCAAACUCCAACUAGUUUUGAUAACCUGUACUACCACAACUUGUUGAAGAUGAAGGGUCUCCUCCGUUCUGACCAGGAGCUCUUUAAUGGCACUUCUGCUGAUUGUCUGGUAGAAGAGUAUGCCGCAGAUACUUCUGCAUUUUUUAAGGCCUUUGCUAAAUCUAUGAUCAAAAUGGGCGACAUCAAGCCUCUCACGGGAAGCUCUGGAGAGAUCAGGACCAACUGCAGAAAAGUCAAUUGAAAGAUUCUUGCCUGGAAAAUGUAAUAAGAAACUACAAUAUGUGAUAUGUCUAGUAACUGUUAGAAAAGCUGCUUUAUGAUCAGUUGAUCAUAAACAGUGAAAAUAAUAGCUUUUAGUUUUCCUGAUUGCUUAAAGCCUUGAAUUAUGUGAGUAUAUAUGAUUAUGAUUA